Molecule: messenger RNA, 1992 nt
Organism: Xiphias gladius (swordfish)
Lineage: Eukaryota; Metazoa; Chordata; Actinopteri; Istiophoriformes; Xiphiidae
Product: glycoprotein endo-alpha-1,2-mannosidase-like protein
Exons: 4
Coding region: 382-1716 (444 amino acids)
Cellular component (GO): Golgi apparatus
Molecular function (GO): alpha-mannosidase activity
Source: RefSeq, a predicted model, not a curated record
GCCGAGAGCGACAUUUCCAGCGGUCCCUCCAGGGGCAGAAGGGAGAACACGCACACAGACGAGACCCCACAGGCUGCAGUACUCGGCCCAGCAGGAUUGCCAAACAUGGGGCUGCAGAACAAAGUUACAAACCCCCACAGCGGACUGCCGCAAAUAGUCUGCCGCGACCGGACUGCCAUCAUGUAGCCGCUUUUUUUUUUAGAUGGGAAUUCAGAAGGACGUGCCGUGUGUAGAUGCCGUGCAGGGCACUAGGAAGAGCAGCUCGUAGGUUGUGAGGCGAACUCUCGGUGCGGGGAAAAAGUCGACACAGGACACAGAGAGGUUUAUUUGCGCUCCUGGUCCCGUUCACGCCGUUUGCAGCGUCUGCCACUCCGGCCAAACAUGGCACGGCUACGGAGGAAAGCGUGCAUAGCGCUUUUCCUCUUUACGCUGUUCGUCUUUGGGACCAUGAUGGGGCUGAGGACCCUGAAGCCCAGCGAAGGUUUCUCGGAUCUGGCCCCGGGCUUGGAGCUGCUGCCGAUGAUAGGGGGGAAGAUGGACCGGCGCUCCGCGCCCCGCGAUGCCACCGCGUCCCCGGGUCAAGCCCGCCCGGCUGGCAGCAACACCAAAGCAGUUUUGUCCAACUCCGGCCCCGAGGGGACCAUAUUUUAUGAUGUUCAUAUUUUUUACUACAUCUGGUAUGGCAGCCCACAUAUGGACGGCAAGUACAUUCACUGGGACCACAUCCUGGUGCCGCACUGGGACCCCAAAAUCGCAUCCAGCUACCCGAGAGGGAGACACAUGCCGCCUGAAGACAUCGGCUCCAGUUUCUACCCCGAACUCAAUCCGUACAGCUCCAGGGACCCGGACGUGUUGGAGUCCCACAUGGAGCAGAUCGGAGCAGCUGCAGCAGGGGUUCUGGUCCUGUCCUGGUACCCUCCCGGCCUGGCUGACGACAACGGGGAACCCGCUGAGGAUUUGGUACCAGCUGUACUGGAUGCUGCAUAUAGACACAACCUCAAGGUUGCAUUUCACAUCCAACCAUACAGAGGACGGAACGACCAGAGCGUGCAUGACAACAUCAAGUAUAUCAUUGACAGGUACGGCGACCAUGGAGCCUUCUACAAGUUCUUCUCCGGCACAGGGAAAAGUCUUCCCCUGUUUUACAUCUACGACUCCUACCUAACUCCUCCGGAGUCCUGGUCCGAAUUUCUGACCCCCACCGGCUCCCACAGCGUCCGCGGCUCAGCUUACGACUCCAUCUUCAUCGCCCUGAUUGUGGAGGAGCGCCACAAGCACGACAUCCUAGCAGGAGGCUUCGAUGGCAUGUACACUUAUUUUGCCUCCAACGGCUUCUCCUUCGGCUCCUCUCACCAGAACUGGAAGGCCAUCAAAGCUUUCUGCGACGGCAACAAUCUCCUCUUCAUCCCCAGCGUGGGACCUGGUUACAUCGACACCAGCAUCCGGCCGUGGAACAACCACAACACGCGCAACCGAGUGAACGGUCGUUACUACGAGACGGCCCUGCAGGCGGCGCUCAACGUGAGGCCGGAGAUCAUCACUGUCACGUCUUUUAAUGAAUGGCACGAGGGGACGCAGAUCGAGAGAGCGGUGCCUAAAAAAACAGUGACCCGUGUGUACUUGGACUAUCACCCACAUGGACCCGAUCACUACCUGGAGCUGACCCGCCGCUGGGCGGAGCAGUUCAACAAAGAGAAGGAGCAGUGGCUCAUGUGAGCUUUCAUCAAACUAACUUGACACAGCAUGCUCUAGUGGAUGUGUGUGUGCACACGAACGAGAACAAAGGAGACGGGAGUGAAUGUAGAGAUUGAUCAGUGUAGAUGCGAUUGCAUAAGGACAUGUUUUACCUUUUUAAAUAAACAGGAUGUGGGAGUUCCUGUAAGUGUGAGUGCAAAUUUGUGCACACAUGCCAAUUUGCAAGACCAGGACUGUUUUCAUUGAGUUUUCGGGCAAAGCAGCAGUAAAGGGUCAGUCUUGGGAAUUUGCUCCAAC